UAUAUAAACAGUAACAUUGCUGUGCUUCUUCUAUAAAUUUUGACAAUGACAAUUUUAUUGUCCAUCUUCAUUAAUCUAAGCUCUUUCUAGCAUUAAAAGAUUAACGAUGAGUUUAUUUCGACGCCUUACUAAUUUUAGUUCACCAUCAUCUUCGAGACGUGUUGCAGAAACUCCUAGUGGACAACUGGACGACGUCAACCAGGGUACAAAUGUUACGCCAGAAAAUGAUAUUGUGAAUGCCCUAAAGGGCCAUUGUAGAACUAUAAAUGAUGUUUUGCUUACUGGUGAAACAAGCAAAUGCUCGGCUGAUGAUUGUAGGCGUGUUAUGGAUCAUUUUAGUAUUGUAAUGAACAUUAUUUCUGAUGAGAAAUGUGGGCAAGAUGGUCAGCUUGGCUCUUGUCUAGAGUACGCGCUUGAAUGUGGAAUAUUUGAAGGAGUAUUUGCAUGGAGUCUUAGCCAACGGACGAGUAUGAAAGAUCUUAUUAAAGAGCAACUAAAACUUUAUAAGAAUUUGUUAAGAAAUUGCAAACAACCAAUUUUGAUCUUUGAAGAAAUUGUCAAUCCAUUGAAACGAUUGCUUCGCUCGUGUAUGGGAAAACAAACGAACGAUAUUGAAUUGGUAUUUGUCGAAGUACUCCAUCAACUCUGCAUUUGUGUGAACCAAGAUGUCUCUCUUCUUAAUACACAUUUUAUAAAUACAACCUCGGCAUCGGAAUCAAGUGUUUCAGUGUUUGCAUUGCUAGUACCAUAUGUACAUAGAGAGGGGGAGGUCGGCUCCAAAUCGCGUGAUGCUGUAUUGCUUUGCACAUCACUAUCAAUGUUUCAGGAACAACUUGCAAAUUUCAUUUGUGAGGAAACAACAUUUUGUCCGGUACUGGCAACAGGUUUAAGUGCCCUGUAUUCAAGACUUCCUAAUACAUUAGAUGUUCCUGGUGAAGAUUGGUACAGCUUAGAGAAAGGCCUGUGGACAACAUUGCCAGAACUAAGGUCUUUUAUUACAUCAUUGGAAUUCUGUAAUGAUGUCAUACAGACUGCCCAUCCAAGAAUACAAUCAAAACUAUUGGAUCUCAUUUACCAAGGAUUCUUAGUCUCAGUUAUGGCACCUGCUCUUAAUCAGAAUUCUUCAGAUGCAUUGACAGCUGCGACAGCAUAUUUUGAUCUAUUUCUGGGAAGCAUUACUGAACCCAUGUUAAUGAAAGUAUUUCUAAGAUUCAUCCUUCAAGAAACAUUUGAUGGUGUUCAGAUAUUACAUUCCUUAAUACAACGGAUUGAAACUAAGAAUGAGUUAUGUCUGGUGACUUUGGCAUUGUUUCAGACUGUUGUCAAUCUUAAUUCUGAGGAUGUAAUGAUUGAACUUGUUCUCAAGUAUCUUUUACCUUGCAAUCACGUUAUGGGAAGCCAAAGGAAAAUGAUUCAAGAAAUGGAUCUUUAUGGAAAAGUAGCUGUGCGAUUUUUAACCUCAAUCCCAACAUGUUGCUACCCUGAGGAUGUGCAAAUUGAUCCAGUCACAGCAGAUGAUGUUGAGAAACAAACGACCAAUGAGGAGAAACAAGCGACGAAUGAAGAACCUAAGAGUUUAUCAUCAGAUUUCCUGAGUUAUUUGCUUGAUGUAAGGAAACGUCUUUCCGACCGUCGAUUGGCAUGUACUUGUUGGUCUGCGCAUUGGGAUGGACUGGAUCCCAGUUUCGAAAUGGCAGAAGCAAGUAAUAAACCUCUGUCAAAUGGUGGUGUGCUACAUACAAGCACGUCAUCGCCAGAAAUAUCACAACUAAGUAAGGGGGAAGACAAGCCUGCGCGCAAAAGAUCACUUUCGGUUGAGAAUGAUAAGUUGGAAAUUCUUCUUGGUCCAUUUAUUACAAAAUUGUUUAAGAAACUGGAGAAAAUGCCAGAAAAUUCAAUGGCAGUAAACGAGGUUCUAACAGGAGUUAUAUCAAGUUUAGCAGAGUACCCUCAACCAUUACUCAGGUCAUUUCUGUUGAACCAUAGUUUGGUUUUGCAACCGGAUGUUAAGUCAAUAUUCCAGAUAUUGGGCUCUGUGAAAACAAAGGUAGAAUCGAAUUUAAGCCAGUUGGAUAACCUCGAGAAACCAUUGUUAAUUGCAAAAGAAAACUUAAUCGAACGCGAGGAAACAAGAAAACUAUCCGUAUCUCGUCGCCCAUCUCAACCUGCCAGUCCUAAAUCAAAAAGUGACCUAAAAACUUCCAGAUCCUCUAGUAACAGUCCAUCCCGUGUCAGUACCCCUGAGGUUCCCUCUCCUUACAGAAAUACAUUCGUAGAAAGGAAGAACUCCAUGGUUGGUCAAUCUGAAUCCUCAUCAAACGACCAAGAUCUUGAAAACGCCAUUGAGCAAGCUUCAAGCUGGAUUAUACUGAAUUUGGGGCCUAAGGGUAUUUCACGUGAAAGAACGCGAAGAAAGCACAUCAUUAUGAUAAAGAACGCAGUUUAUUGUGCAGUAUUGAUGGAGGAAUGGAUGAAGGAACUAGCUGCUAUCUCAUUAGAGCACGCGGUUCAACCGUAUGCGGAAACCGACGUUACUGUCGAGUGAAAGAUUUAUAUUUCGCUAUAGAAGCCGUCCUCUGACUAGCACACGCUCUAAUUACCACGAAACUUCAACCUGUAAACCUGACAUAACAACCACCACUUGAGCCAAUGACUAAAUCACCGUAAAAUUGCUAUUCAUAUUUCACUAUAUUGAGCAUAGAAGUCAUUGUAAAGUAGGAUUUACCAUCGAAAGUGAAGUACCUCCUUGACUGAUGCAAUGUAAAACUCUUAUAACCAGAUUAAUAUUAUUGACGUAACUGUGAUUGCUAGUGAAAGACUGUAUUGUAUUUUUUUGACAACCUAUGCAUUGAUAUUAUAGUUCGGUGAUUUCAA
Molecule: messenger RNA, 2874 nt
Organism: Dendronephthya gigantea
Lineage: Eukaryota; Metazoa; Cnidaria; Anthozoa; Malacalcyonacea; Nephtheidae
Product: UPF0518 protein v1g243165-like
Exons: 7
Coding region: 107-2545 (812 amino acids)
Source: RefSeq, a predicted model, not a curated record